This is a messenger RNA of Aspergillus candidus, 3596 nucleotides long. Its product is annotated as putative C6 transcription factor. Gene Ontology annotation, biological process: DNA-templated transcription; regulation of DNA-templated transcription. The record is from RefSeq and is a predicted model, not a curated record. The transcript has a single exon. NCBI's taxonomy places the organism in Eukaryota, Fungi, Ascomycota, Eurotiomycetes, Eurotiales, Aspergillaceae. The coding region runs from base 389 to 3286 and encodes 965 amino acids. Gene Ontology annotation, molecular function: DNA-binding transcription factor activity, RNA polymerase II-specific; zinc ion binding; DNA binding. Gene Ontology annotation, cellular component: nucleus.
GUCAACUAUCCCAUUUGCCUACAAUAUCUAUCAAGCUAGAUCUAUAAGUAUCCAUCCAUCUAUCCAUUCAUUAAUAAUCACCACGGGUGUUGGUGGAUGAUUGAGCCGUUAAUAAUCCCCAGCAUGCCAAGCCGCCACUGACCGACCCGACACCUUAGGUUCUUCUUCCCCAGAGUCUAAACCCGCGAGAUUCAGUUUGCCUCAUCCUGUGGUUUUACCCGUCCUUCUCCUCACCAACUACUUCCAAAUCACUGGCUGUUUUCCUUCUUGCACCAGUUCGACUUUUCUCCCUUCUCCCCUCUUCCCCCCCGCUCACCCCCUACCUUCAGUUUCUCCAGUCUUGCCGAACGAUGCCCCGCGCGUUAUUCUUGGGGUACCCGCUCCCGGCAUGAUCCCUCCCGAGUCCGACGAAUCUCCCUUGGUUUCCUCCGUGGGCCCAGCUCUGGGGAACGAUGAUGUUGCUCUCCCCGAUGAGUUCGACACUCAUAGUCGAGCCAGCUCGAGAGACCCCGGUAGUGUCCAAACCGUGGGCGAUCCCCCCACAGCCGACGCCAGCCAAGACCAAGCACAGGACGCCACCAACAAUGACCUCUCUCAGAAUCCCGAUUCGCUGCAGAAGGAUGAAGACAGGCCCGCAUGGACGGAGUUGAAAACCAAGGCCGGGAAGGAGCGGAAACGCCUUCCUCUGGCCUGUAUUGCGUGCAGGAGGAAGAAGAUCCGGUGCUCCGGCGAGAAGCCGGCGUGCAAACACUGCUCGCGCUCUCGAAUCCCUUGCGUAUACAAAGUCACCACUCGGAAAGCGGCACCUCGAACGGAUUACAUGGCGAUGCUGGACAAGCGCCUGAAGAGGAUGGAGGACCGUGUCAUUAAGAUGAUACCCAAGGAGGAGACGCGAGACAUGACCGCGAUCGGGCGGUCAAACGUCCGACCACCUCAGCCGGGACAAGUCUCCAAAACUCAGAAGAAACGGUCGGCGGACGAUGCAUUUGGGGCCGAAAUGGACGAAUGGGCGCAAGGCGACCGCGGAGGGCCACCAGAUACUUUUCCUAUGCGCCGCGAUAGCAGGCCUGGUGACCCCAACAGUCUGAUGACGGAAGGGACUGAAUUUCUGCCAUCUUUAGAGAUCCAGGAGCAUCUUGCGGAGGUGUUCUUCGACUGUGUCUAUGGCCAAUCUUAUCUUCUCCUCCAUAAGCCUAGCUUCAUGCGGAGAUUGAAGGCCCGAACCAUUCCCCCGGUAUUGAUUUUAGCCCUCUGCGCUGUCUCUGCUCGUUUCUCGACCCACCCACAGGUUAAGUCAGACCCGCCCUUUCUGCGCGGCGAGAAUUGGGCCAACCCAGCGGCACACAUCGCCAUGAGUCGGCACGACGAACCCAAUAUAACAAUCUUGACUGUGUUCCUGCUUCUGGGAUUACACGAAUUUGGGACCUGCCAUGGUGGUCGAAGCUGGUCUUUCGGAGGGCAAGCCAUGCGCAUGGCCUACGCCUUGCAACUACACAGAGAGCUCGAUCACGACCCCUUGCUGGGACAGGGCAACAACAGAAAAUCCCAGCUCAGUUUCACGGAUCGAGAGAUCAGGAGACGUACGAUGUGGGCCUGCUUCCUGAUGGACCGGUAUAACUCGUCUGGCAGCCAGCGUCCGCCAAUUGGCAACGAGCAAUUUUUGCAGAUUCAGCUUCCCACCAAGGAACCCCAUUUCCAGAUGGAGAUUCCCGGUCCUACGGAGGACUUGGACGGGCACGUGCCAAAUCCAGUUCCGGAGGACGUUGGCCAGUUGUCCAAUGCCCGGGACAAUAUGGGUGUGUCAGCCUAUAUUAUCCGUGCUGUGGUAAUCUGGGGCCGUAUCGUGGAUUACCUAAAUCUCGGAGGAAAGAAGAAGGAUAGCCAUCCUUUAUGGUCGCCCGAGUCGGGAUACACACGUCUCAAGCGGCAGAUUGAUGAGUUCUCCGCGUCCCUCCCCAGUAGUCUUGCUUUCACGUACGAGAACCUACAGAUGCAUGCCGCCGACCGGGUAGCCAACCAAUUUCUCUUCCUGCACAUCAUCAUCCAUCAGAACAUGCUGUUCCUGAACCAGUUUGCGAUUCCCUUGUCGCCUGGGGGGCGUCCUCCGCGGGAUAUGCCAAAAUCCUUCUUAAGCAAUGCCGGGCGAGCUGCCGUAGAAGCUGCGCAUCAUAUUUCGGUUCUCAUAGACCGUGCGUCGGCUUACCCUCUCACCGUCCCAUUUGCCGGAUAUUGCGCCUACUCGGCCAGCACUGUCCACAUCUGGGGGAUCUUUUCCAAGAACGCACAACUCGAAGCCCGUUCGAAGGAGAAUUUACGGCACACCUACCGGUACCUCAACAAGAUGAAGAAAUACUGGGGCAUGUUUCAUUAUAUGGUCGAAAGUGCCAAGGACCGAUAUCGACAAUUUGCGGAUGCCGCCAUCAAGGGUUCGGUGCCCACCCAGAACGGGGGACAAAUUGCUCCCAUGUUCCAAUACGGAGAUUGGUUCGACAAGUAUCCUCAUGGAGUGUCAAGAACGCACUAUGAGGACCCGGACAAGCAACAAAGAGGCAGUGACGAGGCAGUGAUGAGCCAGAAACCAGACCUCCAGAGCGUCGAGGACUUUUUCGCCGGUCUCUCCCCGGGGUCCCAGCCCAGCGUUCCGCGGAGAGUGCACUCUCGCACAAACAGCCGGCCGGAAGCGGUACCGGGAUUGGAUCGGAUACCCUCGCAGCAGCACAUGGUCGAACUAAACAUGGACCACGUCCCUGAGUUGCUCGGCACAUCGGAGAUCGGGUUCCCACAGCCCCCAUUGUAUAGCCAGGGCCGCGGACAGCCAUUUGGGCAGUCGGCCUUCGACUUCCCCGUUCCCACAGAUCAGCUACCCCAGAUUGAUCGGCAGUUCGUCUACGGGUCAUUCUCUGGUUUCGACCCCUCGCCUACGUCCUUCGUAUCGCCCGAUGACCCCACCAUGGGCACAGUCAACGGUACGGCAGAACAUCUCCCUCCCCCUCCUCCCAACCAGCCUCCCAACCAGCCUCCCAACCAAGAUACUUCCGCCAUUUUCGCCGGCCAGUUAGAUCCAAACGCCCCAUCCGGCACCGGAGAGUACUACCAGCCCAGCGCGUGGUUCCUCCCAUUCAACCUGGACCCUGUAGGCCUCAACGUCAACCUAGACCCAAACCUCCAACAACCCCCGGGUCCAGGCGGCGGCCCAGACCAUGACAUGGGCGCCUUCGGCAAUGCAGGCAACAUGCCGAUCGGCGCAUAUGAUCUAGGGAUGGGAAUGAACCGAGGAGGCCAUUAGGCUCUCUUUACGUGUUGGUAUGAAAGGUGCGGAGUGAAGCGCUGCGGAUAUUUCUGCUAUUUCCUUUAUACUGUCUCCUUUGUUAUUUGGCGAGGCUUGGGCUGGAUCUCGGAGGAUACUAGGAGAGAAUGGAGUUUCGAUCAUCUUACUCUUUUUUAUGCGUAUCUACCCUUGUUGUUGUCUGCUUGUUCAUGCCUUAUCCUUGGCUAUGUCUUGUUGUUGUUGUUGUUGUCACUUCUUCGUAUAUUAUUCAUUUAGCUACCCCUUUGUAUCUAACCAUGUGCAUAUAACCAUCAAUGUUUGACGGGUG